AUGUCAGAUGAAAUAAUUGUACGAGAUCUUGUUAAUUCAUCAUACCUUGGAGAGGACAAAAAAGAAUUAAUAAGUAUUUUCUUUGAAGAAUACAGAAAGUGGAAAGUCAUCUUUUCUAAUGAAAUUAAAGAAAUUCUGCAAAAAGAUUCUCUCAUUCAAAAAUUAUCACAUCACUUAAAGGAAGAAUUUGAGCAAGAAAAGAGAAAUAUUAUAUCUCGUGAAUUUCAUAGGCUUUGCAAUGUAAUAGAAGAAAAAUAUCAAAAUAAUGGAACUUUGCGGAUAAAUAUACAGAGUAUAACAGCAAGUAAUUCUUAUAACUCUAGGGUCGACAUUAAUUAUUGUUUCAAACAUGAGCUUGAAAUAAUUGAACCAAAAAAACUUCAAAUAACAAUUUUUGAGACAUCAUUAGAGCAAGCGGAUACCUUUCAUCUACAUAAUGAAGAGUUUUAUAUUCCAAAUCCAAUUUUGCUUUCUUAUAAUAAUUAUUGUAUUGGUGUAACUUUGCAGAUUGAUUCUUCAAUUUACGAUUUCAG
Molecule: messenger RNA, 533 nt
Organism: Funneliformis mosseae
Lineage: Eukaryota; Fungi; Glomeromycota; Glomeromycetes; Glomerales; Glomeraceae
Source: the annotation of a GenBank genome assembly